This is a messenger RNA of Plutella xylostella (diamondback moth), 1271 nucleotides long. Its product is annotated as glyoxylate reductase/hydroxypyruvate reductase. Gene Ontology annotation, cellular component: cytosol. Gene Ontology annotation, molecular function: glyoxylate reductase (NADPH) activity; hydroxypyruvate reductase (NADH) activity; NAD binding. The record is from RefSeq and is a predicted model, not a curated record. Lineage: Eukaryota; Metazoa; Arthropoda; Insecta; Lepidoptera; Plutellidae.
CCACAUGAAGUGGGUUUGCAGAUAAUUAUUAUCGUUCACGUUAUCAAGUUAUCAAACUUAUCAAUAGCAGUGAUUGUCUGUCGCGAUUCGCACAUAUUAUCUACUUAUUUCUUUCUACCGAAUUUUGUGUAUUACAUAAAUAAACGUGACGUUACAUUGAUAACACCAGUGUAGAACCGGACGGCCGUGCGAAAUAGUAUUCCUAGAGACUACUAGUAAAUAUUAUUUUCAUUAAAAUGUCAAAAGAUCUGAAGGUGCUAGUGUCUUCAAAUGACUUUCCUGAGAGUGCUAUCAAGAUCCUCAGUGAUAAAUUCACAGUAGUAGUGAGCCGCUACUCCAACUACGGAGAGUCGGCACGCACGGUGAACCGCGAGGAGCUGCUGCGGCUGAUCCCGGGGUGUGCAGCGCUGGUGUGGUGCUCUGACUCUCCGAUUACCAAGGAACUGCUCGACGCUGCUGGUGACUCUCUGAAAGUGGUGGCCACGUCCUCGGCUGGCUACAACCACUGUGCGGUGGACGAGCUCCGGGCGCGCGGCAUCCGUCUCAGCAACACCCCGGACGUGCUGGCGCCGGCGGUGGCGGAGGUGGCCGUGAGCCUGAUACUGGGCGCGGCGAGGAGGUUGACGGAGAACCUGGCGCAGGUGCGCAAAGGCGUAUGGGAGAUAGGGUUCUCCAAAUGCCUUGGUCAAGACCUGCGCGGCAGCACCGUGGGAGUGGUGGGGCUCGGCGGCAUCGGGCGCGCGGUGGUGAAGAGACUGGUGGGGUUCGAGGUUGGGAGGUUCCUGUAUACUGGGCAUCGGGAGAAGCCUGAAGGCAAAGCCCUCGGCGCCCAGUUCGUCUCUCUCCAAGAGUUACUCCGCUCCAGUGACGUCAUAGUCCUCGCUGCGCCGCUGACGGACGAGACCCGGCGCAUGAUCAAUGCGGAGACGCUGGGGAUGAUGAAGAGCAACGCUGUACUCGUCAAUGUUGGACGAGGAGACCUAGUCGACCAGGACGCCCUCUACGACGCACUGAAGAACAACAAGAUCUACGGCGCCGGGCUCGAUGUGACGUCACCAGAGCCACUCCCAAGAGACCACAAGCUGUUGACGCUGGAUAAUGUUUUCAUCCUCCCGCACAUCGGCAGCGCGACGGUGCGCACGCGGCGCGACAUGGCGGAGCUGGCCAGUAACAACGUUGUACGGGCACUCUCCGGGGAGCUGCUGAUCACGCCCGUGCUCGAGUGAACUUUGUGAGGAGGGGCUAGAAGUGUUUGACGGGGAUGUUUAGAA